AUGUCUGCAAAUUUCCUCUCGGGUGUAGAGAGCAAGAAGCUUGAAUUUCUGGUCUCUCUUGCAAUGGGGAGUGACAAAAUAGACAACGUUCUGGCCAAAGAGACAAAGGAAAUGAACAAAGGUCUACUGAGAAGCCAGCUGCUGCCUGGGACCCAGGAGGGCCAGAGGUGUGCCAGCUGUCUGGACUGCCCGCUGUGCCCACUAGAUGGCGCGCUGGCUGUGCAGCACCAGCUCCGAGUGAACGUGUCCACCGCGGCGCUGCCCGGCGACUUCCGAGAGGUCCUCCAGCGGCGACUGGGGGAGCUGGAGAGUCAGCUGCUGCGCAAGGUGGCCGAGCUGGAGGACGAGAAGUCCCUGCUUCACAAUGAGACCUCCGCUCACCGGCAGAAGACUGAGAGCGCGCUGAACGCUCUGCUGCUGAGGGUGACUGAGCUGGAGCGAGGCAACAGUGCGUUCAAGUCUCCUGAUGCGUUCAAAGUGUCCCUCCCCCUCCGCACAAACUACCUGUACGGCAAGAUCAAGAAGACGCUGCCUGAACUGUAUGCCUUCACCAUCUGCCUGUGGCUGCGAUCUAGCGCCUUGCCGGGCAUCGGCACCCCGUUUUCUUACGCGGUGCCUGGGCAGGCCAAUGAGAUUGUGCUGAUCGAGUGGGGUAACAACCCCAUUGAGCUGCUCAUCAACGACAAGGUUGCACAGCUGCCCCUGUUCGUCAGUGACGGCAAGUGGCACCACAUCUGUAUCACUUGGACGACACGGGAUGGCAUGUGGGAAGCUUUCCAGGAUGGAGAGAAACUCGGCACGGGGGAGAACCUGGCCCCCUGGCACCCUAUCAAGCCAGGGGGGGUGCUGAUCCUUGGGCAAGAACAGGACACUGUUGGGGGCAGGUUCGACGCCACACAGGCAUUUGUGGGGGAGCUCAGCCAGUUCAACAUAUGGGACCGUGUCCUUCGCGCACAAGAAAUUGUCAACAUCGCCAACUGCUCCACAAACAUGCCAGGCAACAUCAUACCCUGGGUGGACAACAACGUUGAUGUGUUUGGAGGGGCUUCAAAGUGGCCCGUGGAGACCUGUGAGGAGCGUCUCCUUGACUUGUAG
Molecule: messenger RNA, 1095 nt
Organism: Puma concolor (puma)
Lineage: Eukaryota; Metazoa; Chordata; Mammalia; Carnivora; Felidae
Source: RefSeq, a predicted model, not a curated record